CGCCAAAUUUGAAAAAAAACAUAAGUAAUUUGUAUACCUUGGAGACCUACAUCUAUGGAGGCUGAAAAAGAGGAGGAGGAAGAGGAGGAAGAGGAGGAGGAAGAGGAGGAAGAGGAGGAAGAGGAAGAGGAAGAAGAGCAAGACGAGGAGAGGAGGGAGGAGAAGAUGUAUGAGGAGGGAGGAAUCGAAGGAGAUGUAGGAGGAGGAGGAGGAAGAGGGAGGAGGAGGGAGGAGGAGGGAGGAGGAGAAAGAGGAGGGAGGAGGGAGGAGGAGAAAGAGGAGGGAGGAAUAGAAGGAGAUGUAGGAGGAGGAGGAAGAGGGAGGAGGAGGGAGGUGGAGAAAGAGGAGGAGGGAGGAGGGAAAGAGGAGCAGGGGGAAGGGGAAGAGGAUGAAGAGGAUUAAGAGGAAGAGGUGCACGAAGAAGAGGAGGACAUGGAAGAAGAGAUGUAGGAACAAGAGGAGGAAGAGAGGGGAAGAGGAGGAAAACGAGCAAAACGAGGAAGAGUGCCUGCAACCGAAUUCGCGAAGUUAUCAAUCACACCUGGCCUCUCGGCCAGCCACAUUGCGGACUGGCUUACGGGUUCUGAGCUUCAAGAUUCCCUGGUCAGUGAGGAAAUUCAGAACAAACUUCACCCUUUUGA
Molecule: messenger RNA, 641 nt
Organism: Chara braunii
Lineage: Eukaryota; Viridiplantae; Streptophyta; Charophyceae; Charales; Characeae
Source: the annotation of a GenBank genome assembly